Vitis vinifera (wine grape) is the source of this 549-nucleotide messenger RNA. RefSeq names its product transcription factor MYB53-like. Lineage: Eukaryota; Viridiplantae; Streptophyta; Magnoliopsida; Vitales; Vitaceae. The record is from RefSeq and is a predicted model, not a curated record. The coding region runs from base 1 to 549 and encodes 182 amino acids. The transcript has 4 exons.
AUGGAAACACCACAGCAGACGAGUGGGUUGGAGACACGGCCAUGGACCAAAGAAGAAGACCAGAAGCUCUUUGAAUGUAAAAGCAAAAAUCGCCAUCUAUCUUGGCCAGAAAUCGCAAUGCUGACAGAGCUAGAGAGGAGUCGUAAGAGAUGUAGGGAAAGAAAUCCCGAUCUACAUCGCCCAGAUAUCCCAACGCUGGCAGGGCUGAGCAGGAGUGGUAAGAGUUGUACGGAGAGGUGGAAUAACCAUCUGGAUCCUAACGUCAAGAGAGAGAACUUCUCCCAAGAGGAAGACGACGCCAUCAUCUGCUUCCAGUCGCUCUAUGGGAAUAGCUGGGAGAGUAUAGCAGCUCAUCUUCCAGGGCGAACCGAUAAUGAUGUGAAGAACCGCUGGUACAACCAUUUGAAGAAGAAGAAGAUUGGGAAAAUCUCACAAGAAAUCGCCAACUCUUGGUCUACUUCUGAAUUAGUCUACCCAGAAUUUGCAGGGGAUCAUCUUAUGAGUGAUGAUGAGAUUAUCCAUCACUCUUUCGGGGGAGAUUACUUUUGA